CAGAAAUAAACUUCAUAGUUUUGUCUUAUAUUUUUGAAUUUUUAGUUUGAUUUCAAUUUUUAUGAUGAUGAAUUGAUGGAGGACAAAAAAGCUUAUUCCUUAGCUAUUUCACUUGUGAUAUUAUUGAUCACACUAAUCGUUAUCGCACGUAUAACGUUGAAAUAUUCCGAGGCAUUUUUCCUUAUUUUCGGAGCUGAUAUCGCGUUGAUUAUUGGUGUUUUAGCUGGUGUUUUGAUAAGAAGGAAGUUAAACAACAGGAAGUUAUUGUUAGAAAAUCAGUUAGACUCUGAUGGACGCGAGCUGAGGAUCGAGUAUAGUUUCCUAAGGAAAGUAGCUGGUGUUCCAACAAGAUUUAAGCUUAAAGAGCUCGAAGAAGCAACCGAUAACUUUGGAUCGUUGAUAGGUCGUGGAUCAUCAGCUUGUGUUUUCAAAGGUGUGCUUAGUGAUGGUGCAUCAGUAGCUGUUAAAAGGAUCGAUGGAGAAGAGCGUGGCGAUAAGGAAUUCAAAUCAGAAGUUGCAGCUAUUGCUAGUGUUCAACAUGUGAAUCUUGUACGUUUACUUGGAUAUUGUAGUGUUCCUCCAUCAGGACCUCGAUUUUUAGUUUACGAGUAUAUAGUUAAUGGAUCACUUGAUAAUUGGAUUUUUCGAAAGAGGGGAAUUCGUGGGUGUUUGUCGUUGGAUUUGAGGUGUAGAGUUAGUCUAGAUGUGGCUAAAGCACUUUCGUAUUUGCAUCAUGAUUGUAGAUCGUGUAUUUUACAUCUCGAUGUAAAGCCUGAGAAUAUACUUCUAGACGAGAAUCAUCGUGCUAUUCUAGCUGAUUUCGGGUUGUCUAAGUUGAUGGGGAAAGAUGAGAGUAGAGUUGUUACAACGAUUAGAGGUACUCGAGGGUAUUUAGCCCCCGAGUGGCUCUUGGAGAACGGGAUUUCUGAGAAAAGUGAUGUUUAUAGCUACGGAAUGGUGUUAUUGGAGUUGAUUGGAGGGAGGAGAAACAUUACUUUAGCUGAAAAUGGAAAGAGUACUAAUUCAAAGAGUAAGUUCAGUUACUUCCCUAAAAUUGUGAGUGAGAAAUUGGAGCAGGGGAAGAUCAUGGAAGUCGUGGACGAGAGGCUCGUCCACGAAGCAGCUACAGGAGGUGUAGCUGUUGAAAUGCAAGUGAAAAGAUUGGCGUGUGUGGCGUUGUCUUGCAUCCAAGAACGGCCUAGUCUUAGGCCAACAAUGGCACGAGUCGUGGAAAUGUUAGAAGGUCGUGUGCUAGUAGAAGCGCCUACACAAACGACAAUGAUGAUCCUCGAUCUAUUGGACGAGGGUGUUGAUCAUCAUCCCGGGUUACCUAGGGUUGCUGCCGCCAUGGCAAGAUCUACUGAUACUAAUUCGCUUCGCUCUUAUACAAUGUCUAUCCUCUCAGGGAGGUAGUAUCUAUGUAUAAGGGAUUUCGUUUGCUUUCUGUCAAAUUUUUCGAUAUCAAUAGGUUGAUUGUUUCUCGAUCGAUUACUUGAAUUCAAAUGUAAGAAUUUGCUUUUGUUUACACCAAAAUAUAUAGGUCUAUAUAUCUUUU
Molecule: messenger RNA, 1555 nt
Organism: Solanum pennellii
Lineage: Eukaryota; Viridiplantae; Streptophyta; Magnoliopsida; Solanales; Solanaceae
Product: probable receptor-like protein kinase At5g20050
Exons: 1
Coding region: 76-1413 (445 amino acids)
Biological process (GO): protein phosphorylation
Molecular function (GO): ATP binding; protein kinase activity
Source: RefSeq, a predicted model, not a curated record